Messenger RNA from Protopolystoma xenopodis, 330 nucleotides. NCBI's taxonomy places the organism in Eukaryota, Metazoa, Platyhelminthes, Monogenea, Polystomatidea, Polystomatidae. The record is from the annotation of a GenBank genome assembly.
AUGCAUCCUCUGGAACCCCCUGAAUGUUCCACUCGGCGCUCCGGUCAAGCUCUUUGGGUCCCUGUCAUCUUCCUCACUUCAACAUCAGAUCCAGUUUUGGGAUCUCAAUGCGAUCCUCUAUCCGAUGAAAGAUUCUAUAUUCCUCCUUAUCCUACUACUACUGCUACUACAACUACUAGUAGAAUUUGGCGACACACCGCCGCUUCAGUGCACAACAUAGACGAGAUCAAAGUACAAUCCAGUCUGAAUGAUGAAACCCUUUUGCAGGCAAGUCUAAACACGAUUCCACAGCAAAAAACAAAAUCUACGGAUAAGUCUAAAAAAAUGUGA